Phyllostomus hastatus (greater spear-nosed bat) is the source of this 1935-nucleotide messenger RNA. RefSeq names its product ATPase H+ transporting V0 subunit e2 (gene ATP6V0E2). Bases 96 to 341 code for a protein of 81 amino acids. NCBI's taxonomy places the organism in Eukaryota, Metazoa, Chordata, Mammalia, Chiroptera, Phyllostomidae. Gene Ontology annotation, cellular component: proton-transporting V-type ATPase, V0 domain. The record is from RefSeq and is a predicted model, not a curated record. The transcript has 4 exons. Gene Ontology annotation, biological process: proton transmembrane transport. Gene Ontology annotation, molecular function: proton-transporting ATPase activity, rotational mechanism.
CGCAUGCUCGGCGCCCAAAGCCCGGCCAGGACCCGCGCGUCCCCGAGCAUCUGCCUCUGGUCCUUCUCCCAGGUCUGGGCGUCCCGCGCCCCGCCAUGACGGCGCACUCCUUUGCCCUCCCGGUCAUCAUCUUCACCACGUUCUGGGGCCUCAUCGGCAUCGCCGGGCCCUGGUUCGUGCCGAAAGGACCCAACCGCGGGGUGAUCAUCACCAUGCUGGUAGCCACUGCUGUGUGCUGCUACCUCUUCUGGCUCAUCGCCAUCCUGGCCCAGCUGAACCCCCUGUUUGGGCCGCAGCUGAAGAACGAGACCAUCUGGUACGUGCGCUUCCUCUGGGAGUGACCGCCGCCGCUUCAGCCCAGGUGCCCCAGCUCUCUGGAUGACCUCGGCUCGACUGUCCCUGAAGACCCCUGUGUCCCCACCCCCACAGCUGUGUCCUGGCCCCUCUGCGCUCCCUCCCCAGGGCCUGCCUGGCUCCUGCAGGCACCCCUGUCCCCAGCCGGUCCAGCCUGAGCUGCGCUGGGCUGGAGCCGAGAGACCCCGCCCUCACACUCCCACAGCACCUCCCCAAGUGGGACCUGGCCAGGAGUUGACAAGGGGGCGUCUGCCCACGGAAGGCCCUGUGUCCUUCAGAGAAGGGGACCAGGACGAGUGGGAGCCCGGGUGGGAGUCGGGGAGCAGCCGCCAGCUCUGCCCUUUUCUGCUGUGCGGCCCCAGGCAGGAAGCCCCUCCGCCUCCAGGGCCGCCUCGCCUGGGGGGUGCAGGGCAGAGCGCCUUCUGAGUGUGGCGGGGGCCUUUCCUGGAUUCUUUAAUUUUCUGAAAAUGUUGAAGUAAUGGGAAAACACUCACACCAAAAAACAUGCUAAUGUGGGUCCAAGUAGAAACCUGUAUGUUUAGUAUCCUUUAUAGUUGCACAGUCACUGGCCCCCUCAGACUACCCUGUUCCACUCUCCUCCUGUACCUGCUGCUGCGCCCUGCCCCCACCCCCACCCACCCAAGGCAGCUCCCAUGCACCGUCUGGACUCCACGAGGCUGCAGUGAGGGCAGCUUGCCAGGCCCCUCACAGCAGCAUGUGGCAGCAUGUAGGUCAUCUGAGCUGGGGAGAGCGAAGAGAGACAGGUGUGGGCAAGGUUUGGGCAGCUCCUGAGGCCAGCGCCAGGCUGGCUGUGCUGGCCUCAGGCCAGAGGGGUCCUGGGUCCCGGGUCCCCCGGCCCAUGCCCUCGCCUCUCAGGAGAGCAGAGACUGCAGUCUGAGAUGCUUGCCCUUGGUCCCAGAGCUAACUGGGGUCCCCUCUCUGCCACUCGGCCUCCCCGGAGGAAGAAGCCAAUCUUGCCUAUUUAUUGACUAUUUAUUUGAUAGGCCUUCCUCCCACUCAGCGGGCGCUGUUUGGGACCGGUGGUAGAGUGGGAGGCGUCUCACCUGGAUUUCUUGGUCUGGGCUUGGCCCAUUGCUCAGAGCUCAGGCCGGGGCCUCCCCUGACACCCCACCAUCUCCCUUUUGGACUUCCCGCCUGUCCUGGCCUCCGUGGCCCUGCUGGAGCGGGGGUGUUGUGUGGGGGCUGUACAGGAAACCCGGUCCAUGUCUAGAGACUCUGGAGUGGCAGGAAAUCACUGCUGGGUGGCAGACUCCUGGCUGAGGCCCAGUUUGCUGGCUGCCCCUCCCCCGCCUGCCUGACUCCCGUGUCCUCAGUGUAGAGGCUGGGGACACGAACGGGGGCUGGCAGCUGCUCAGAGCUGCAGCCCUGGGACAUGGACAUGGAAGCACAUUUUCCCGAGGCCUGAAGGAAAGGGCAGCCAUCCAGGAUUCCACCAGAACCAGGAGGAAGAGGAGGCGGAAGGACUGGCGCAGGUGGAACCUCCACCACCACUCACCUGUUCCCCUGAUCACAGAGUGAGCAGCCCCUGGGCUGGGCAAUAAAGCAGGUCCCCACCCUCUC